AUCUUUCGCAUCUGAGGUCACAAACUUCAAACUCUCAUUGUCCAAUCUCUUAACUCACGGCAAUUUUCCAAUUGCGGCUGUCAAGCAUUUCGUCGUUUUUGGUUGAGAUAAAAGUAACACCCUAAUAUCGUGGAAUUGGAUUGCUCACGGAAUCAACAAGAAAGGGGUUACGUCUGUGGAACCAAUGGAAUUCCAGUCAUCUGAUCCACGCCAAAUGGAACCAUAUCAAGAACCAGUCGCGGAGAACAUCACUGGUCUGUUUGUGGGCCUGAGUACCGCUUGUGUACUCUCAAGUCUAUGCACUCAUAAGUAUCUCAGCGUUAAGGAGUGGAAGAGGUUGCCAUGGAUUAUAUGGCUUGUCCUCUUUAUAUAUCUCUCUUCGGUGGUGUUUGUGUUCGGUUUUGUGAUUAUUCAAUACGGUAUCGAAGCUAGUUCUAGCUCCGCGGCAUGCAGUUCUCCCAGUCUCCUUUGCUUAGGAGCAUACCUAGCUAGUAAGACAUUUAUUUACCUGUUCUUGGUCGAUAGAGCCCACAUCAUCCGUAGAACGACCAAGAGCCGUUCGAAAUCCAAAUUGUAUAUAUGGAACUGCUUUGGGAUGGUUGCCAUUUAUACUAUUAUUGGUACCUUAGGCCUUAUUUACCAGAAAUACCGCUUAGAGAAUGAAAUGCACCAUUGGCGUAAAAAGUAACUUCUGGUGUCUAUGAUUAUUUUCGAAACGCUCGCCAAUGUGAAUCCUGGGAAACAUGCUGACCAUUGCCGGUUAUUAACCUAUACCAGGUCUAUCUAACAGUAUUAUUCUUGAGGCCCUUUAUGAGUAGGUACUUUAUAUGUACACAUCAACUAACGAUACCAAGACACAUCAAAUACGUACUCUGUGCGAUGGCAGCUCUGGAAACCCGACGAGGAAAAAGUCUGGGAAGGCGCCGGUCCGGUCGCACAACCUCCAAAUGUCCAACUGCAACAACUCGCCUGGAGAACCAUCAUAGGCUGCCUUGCUACCAUUGCUAUAAGUGUAACGUGCGUGAGGUCGCAAAUAUCCCCUCAGACAAUUUGCUGGUUCUGCCUCAUGUGCUGUA
Molecule: messenger RNA, 1076 nt
Organism: Truncatella angustata
Lineage: Eukaryota; Fungi; Ascomycota; Sordariomycetes; Amphisphaeriales; Sporocadaceae
Exons: 8
Coding region: 185-688 (167 amino acids)
Source: RefSeq, a predicted model, not a curated record